AUAUCCCAAAAAAAGUUUUUGCGUAAUCUUUUUAUUUUUAUUUUAUGUUUUGGUUGGGGAAAGGUUAAACUUUAGAUAAAAUAGUAUACUUCAGUAUUAUUAAGGUCAAUGUAACUAUAAAAUGAAGUGAUGAAAGAAACAAAUUUGAUAAACAUACUUAAAAGCUGCUAAAAACCACAGGAGUGAUUUUUAUUUAUUUUUAUUUAAUCUCUUAAGGCUUAAUCUGCUUAAAGAUUAAUGACUAUGCAAUUAAUUGAUAAAUAUACUGAAUAGAUGUAAUAUACUGCUACUAAAUAUACAUAAUUUUUGUAAUUUAAAAGUUUAUUAUAAUAAGUAGACAAAAGAAUGACAGACUCUGUAAAUUGUUGAUGAUAUUUAUUUUGAAGAUAAACAUUUUAGAAAUUGAAAUAGAAUUUAAAAAGAUACAAGAAGUUACAACCUACAACUUUAUAAGGGUUGAGAAACCUUAGUUUAUUUUGAAGAACAGUAAUAAACCUGUAAGAAUUAGAAUGGGAAGAAAGUGAUAAACAUGGAGGUGAUAGGUUAAAUGUAAGAAAAACCUAAAGUUUUAAAGUGAAAUUAUGAUAAACCUAUAAGUUAAAGUGAAAUAUCAGAAUAAAUCUACAAGUAAGUGUGAGAAAUUAGGAUAAACCAAACAAUUUCAUUGAGAAAUUAUAGGGUAAACCCAAAAGUAAGAGUGGGAAAUUAUGAUUAACCUAAAAGUUAAAGUGAGAAAUUAGGAUAAACCUAAAAGUUAGAAAGAGUAUUAGGACAAAUCUAAAAGUAAGAGUGAGGCAAAAAUUGAAAAAGAUUCGGUUAAAAGUCAGAAAUUAAGAAUAACCUACAUGUAUUAUGGUAAGAAAUCUAGAUAAACCCUACAUGUUAGGAUAAGAAAUUAGGUUAAACCUACAUGUACAUAAUAGUCAGAAAUUAAAUACAUUUUUUUGUAUAACAUAUAUGUACAGUUGUAUCUGUAAAAGCUAGAGUGUGAAAUUAGAAUGAAGCUGUAACAGUUUGUUUGAUGCACAUACAAUAAAAAUAAUUGCAAACUUAAUAGAUGAAACUUUGAUAAUUUAUAUCUGAUUUAAAUGUUGGAAAAAGCUUUUAAAUUAAGUUGAUAAACAGUGAUAAACAUUGUGGUCACUAUGAGUUACGAGGAAUAUCAGUAUGAGUACAGUAGUGUACCUGACGAAGAUUUCGAUGAGUACUGGUUGGACGAGAACAAGUUUUCACAACUACCGUGGGAAGAUCUCAAGGGGAUGACAGUGACGUCGGGGAGUGUGGCACUAACAAAGGAUGAAAAGAACUUGAUUGGGAUCAGUAUUGGGGGCGGAGCUCCCCUUUGUCCAUGCCUAUAUGUUGUUCAGAUUUUUGACAACACCCCUGCUGCCAAGGAGGGUACCUUACAGUCAGGUGAUGAGCUUGUUGGUGUUAAUGGUCAAUCAGUGAAGGGCAGAACCAAGGUGGAGGUUGCUCGUAUGAUACAGUCUAUUAAGGGUGAUGUCAGUAUAAACUACAACAAACUCCAUGCUGAUCCAAAACAAGGAAAAUCUCUUGACAUUGUUCUUAAGAAAGCAAAACACCGCGUGGUCGAGUCUAUGAACUCCAAUACAGCUGAUGCUUUAGGGCUUUCAAGAGCCAUAUUAUGCAAUGAUGGUUUAGUGAAGAAGCUUCAGGAAUUAGAAAGGACAGCAGAAACAUAUAAAGGUCUUAUAGAGCAUACCAAGAAACUUCUCAAGUGUACAUUCGAGCUGUCUCAAUCACACAAAGCAUUUGGUGAUGUGUUCAGUAGUAUAGGUGUUCGUGAACCCCAGCCGGCUGCAAGUGAGGCUUUCUCAAAGUUUGGUGAAGCACACAGGGACAUGGAAAGAUUUGCCAUCAAAAUGCUGAAAACUGUCAAACCUAUGAUCAGUGAUUUAAAUACAUUUCUAAACAAAGCUGUACCUGAUACAAGACUUACAAUAAAGAAAUAUUUGGACGCCAAGUUUGAAUACCUGUCUUACUGCUUGAAGGUAAAGGAGAUGGAUGAUGAGGAGUACAGUUACGCUGCCCUGCAGGAACCGUUGUACAGGGUGGAAACUGGUAACUAUGAAUAUAGACUGGUUUUACGAUGUAGACAAGAUGCAAGGGUGAAGUUCGCAAAAAUGAGGUCUGAUGUAUUAGUGAAAAUGGAAUUACUGGAUCAAAAGCAUGUACAAGACAUUGUGUUCCAACUUCAGCGGUUUGUGUCUGGAAUGGCCAAGUACCAUAAUGAUUGCCACACAGUGAUGAAGACAGCUAUUGUGUUUCCAAUUGAAGUGGAUCUGUCACGAGGCACGUUUACGUACGACACAUCUAAUCAAUUCAAUGAUGGUAUGGACGAUGAAGAAGAAGUACAGGAAGAGCAUGGGAUAGAAGUAUCGGGAGAUUUAAUUUCGACUGAUUAAUAUUUGUCAACUGACUUUCAUUUCUAAACUACAUGUAUACAAUUACUCUCCUGAAUUAAUUCGAGCUGCAUCCUUUAAUUAAAAAGCUCACUUAGGUUGUGAUUUCUUUUAGAAAUUGGAACACAAUGUAAGCUCAAAGCUUUUCUAUAAAAGUUUAAUUUAUUUUAAGUUAUUAUAUUUCAGCUAAAAUGUUUUGAAUCUCAGAAAGCAAUUAUUGUAACUUAUCUUUUAUACAUGUAUAAAACUUAUUUUCAUCCAAUUUUAUAGUAGAGGCAGUUCGUAUAUCAUAUAUGGAUACAUUUUAAUAAAGACAUUCCCUUUUUGUGGAGAAAAAACAUAGACAAGAUCAUUAUAUUAUUGACCAAUUUUCUUUGAAACUUUGUCAGCACUGGUAUCAAUCUGUUUGACUACUUCAUACUUUGUAAGUGUAUGUCAGGAAGUUUAUCUGGACCUGAAUAACCAGACUCUAUAGAAACUUUUUGGUUGAUUGUAGUACAUUGAUUAUGAUUUUAUUAUCACUGGGUCAGAAAUUAUAUUGGAUUGUGAAACCAAUGAACAUGAUGAUCAACAAUUCAAAAUGUUAUAUUUGAUUUGGAUACCCUGAAUGUAAUGAUAUACAUGUUCAGCUUAAUGAAUAUCAUUUCAGAAUGUUAUAUUUGAUUUUGAAACUCAUCAAACUUAACAGCUCAGAAGGUUACAUAAUGAUGGCAAAUAUGUGAUUUUGAAUUUGAUGAAAUGAACAUCAACAGAUUAGAAUGAUGUGAAAGAUAUUGAAACCCAUGAUCUAUGAAAAUGACCUCAAUAUAAGAAUAUUUUAAUUGAAUUUGGAAAGAAAUAUGCUGGCUCAUUAUCCGUUUUUUCUUUAAUGACAUAAUGUUUUCAUCAUCUUUGUUUACUGUAGCAAUUUUUGUGCAAUAUCGCAUUUGAUUAUUUUCAUUCAUUUGUGUUAUUAACUAUUUAUUGUCAUAUUUUUUUUAAAGAUUUAUUUAUAUAGAUAUUUUUUUCUUUAAGAAAUCCAAUAGUUUUCAUUGAUACUGCCUACAUUCCAGAAAGGUAAAUAAAAGAAUUCCAGAAAUAUUAUUUCUAUACCUGUAUAAAUGUAUGUAAAACUAAUAUUUAGGAUGUAAUGAUAUAAAAAUUCAUAUGAAAUUAAUUUCAUUUAAAAUUCUGAAAGACAUUAAUAUGCCAUGAAUUUCAAGACAUUGUUAAAUGUAAAUUGUUGAACAAGUUCUUUCCAAUUUGAAUAAUCAUUACUGUUGUAUUUGACUAAUGUUAUUUCCUUACGGUUUAGAACUAGGAUAUAAUGAUAUUAAAAUUGACAUGAAACUAAUUUUAUUUAAGGAUUCUGAAAGACACAAAUUUAUGCCAUUAAUUUCAAGACACUGUUACAAAUGAGUGUUUACUGUUAAGUUGGGCCAAAGAUUAGGAACUUAUAUUUGUUAUUUAUUGUUUAUGUAUUGUGUUAUUUCCAAUUUGAAAUAUUAUUACUGUUAUCAGUUGUUGUGAACUAUUUUAUUGUAUACAUCAUUUGCAUUUUGUUGUAGAUCUGUUCCUUUAAUAUUAUUUGACUUAUUGUUGUAAUUUAAUUUUGAAAUAUAAUAAAAUGUUAAAUCUA
This is a messenger RNA of Ruditapes philippinarum (Manila clam), 4041 nucleotides long. RefSeq names its product PRKCA-binding protein-like. Gene Ontology annotation, biological process: positive regulation of receptor internalization; dendritic spine maintenance; receptor clustering. The record is from RefSeq and is a predicted model, not a curated record. Bases 1146 to 2426 code for a protein of 426 amino acids. Gene Ontology annotation, cellular component: neuron projection; synaptic vesicle; trans-Golgi network membrane. The transcript has 10 exons. Gene Ontology annotation, molecular function: phospholipid binding; protein kinase C binding; protein domain specific binding. Lineage: Eukaryota; Metazoa; Mollusca; Bivalvia; Venerida; Veneridae.